Zasmidium cellare ATCC 36951 is the source of this 2970-nucleotide messenger RNA. RefSeq lists its product as uncharacterized. Gene Ontology annotation, cellular component: cytoplasm. Gene Ontology annotation, biological process: autophagy; peptidyl-serine phosphorylation. NCBI's taxonomy places the organism in Eukaryota, Fungi, Ascomycota, Dothideomycetes, Mycosphaerellales, Mycosphaerellaceae. The record is from RefSeq and is a predicted model, not a curated record. The transcript is spliced from 3 exons. Gene Ontology annotation, molecular function: ATP binding; protein serine/threonine kinase activity; protein binding. The coding region runs from base 1 to 2970 and encodes 989 amino acids.
AUGCCUCACAUUCCAGAUCUCGUGCGGCUGACGAGGCUGGAUACACAGUUCUCGCCCAGAGACUCGCGCACGCGAUACACCCAGCACAAAUGUACCGGCUCGAAAGCUGGGAGAAGGAAUACCGAAGAGGUGGAGCGAUGGCAGAGGACAAAAGCAUUGGGAAGAGGAAGUUAUGGAGCCGUCUACCUCGAAAAGUGUAUACAUGGGGAGAAGGCCGGCAGAGUACGAGCUGUGAAGAAGAUUCGCAAGCCUUUCGAUACAAACUACUACAGGGAGUUGGAAGCACUUGCGUUCUUCUCGUAUCCCAAGUAUGAGCAUUACUUUGUCAAGUCGUUGGGCUGGUACGAAGAUCGAAGCAACAUCUUCAUCUCUAUGGAAUACAUCGAGCACGGCGACCUUCAGCAGUAUAUCGACGCGCCGCUCCCCCAAGAGGAAGCCAAACACAUCACCUACCAAAUCCUCGAGGGCCUGGACUUUAUGCAUGAGAAUGGUUUUGCACAUCGAGAUUUGAAACCUGCGAACAUCAUGGUCGUGUCUACCGGUCCGGAAUGGUGGAUCAAGAUCGCCGACUUUGGCCUUACCAAAAGAGCUCUGGAAGAUUUUACACAGCUUCGUACCGUUGCUGGUACUCCGGCCUUUGCAGCCCCAGAGGUGCUAGGUUAUGGCCCUGUCACCGACGCCAGUGAUACGAGUUACACCACCGCCGUCGAUCUCUGGUCAACCGGCGUUAUUGCCUUUUUGAUCGUCACAGGCGAUAUCCCGUUCAGAGAUCAACGCCAGUUGGGGCAAUAUGCUCAAGGCUUGGGCGCAGCGCCAUUCGAUGCCCUCACGGCUGCGAAUGUGGACGAGCACGGGUGCGAGUUGAUCAGGACACUCAUGGCACCAGACCCAAAGGUUCGGCCUGGGACAAGAUCCUGUCUGAGAGACUUGUGGUUCGCUAGUGUUACAGGAAACACUGUUCAUACCAUGCAGUCGUUGGGAUCUGAAGCAGCACCUGCAUCGCUAGCAUCCGGCUUCGAGAAUGGCCACACCAAAGGCUCGUCGGUCACCAAUGAGACGUAUGCAGAUUGGCCUCACUCUCAAGAACCUUCCGCUCGAUGGACGACUGGUGAGGAAAACACGUCCAUGGCAUCGGCAUGGUCCGUGAACACAACCGACAAAAAGGACAGCGUCUUGUCUGAUGUCGUCGACCUUUCCUUGGCGCCAACGACUUCUUCUACCUCUCCCAGAAAUCCAUUUGAGAGCGGAGUCGAUCGCACAGGGGACCUAGCUGGGAGGCUACAGUCAGAAGAGGAGCAGUCGAUGUCCUCCGAGGAAAGCUAUGAUGAUUCCCCUCACAUUGUUGAAGCAUUGCCACCCAGUGACUUCGUGGAUCCAGCCGAGAAGACGCCUCCAGAACUACCGCGGCUGUCCGAACUACAAACAGAUAACAUAUCGCAUGGCUUGACCGUCGCACCGUCUGUAACGACAAAUGACCAAUCCAGUGAGGCUCGCGAUGACCAUCCUCAAACGUUGGAAGUCCAGUCCAGUCCCGUCAAAGACAUUGCAGCCGGUCAAGCAUAUUACGAACGGAAUUUCGCGUCGAUAAACCGUGGCAAGGAUAGAAUGAGCGUUGCGAAUAGUGCAACACGCAAGUCCUAUCAUCGAGACUCUCAUAGCCCUGCAAUCACACCUUUGGCACACGAGACGGAUCUGAGAGACUCCCGUGGAACUUUGAGCGAGAAACAGAAUCCGCGCACAGGUAGUACCAAGUACAGUUUCCUGCCGACGACGUCAACUCCUGCGCAUGCCCACGAAUCGAGGCUAGGUCCGAGCAGUCCGCGAGCUUGGGGCAAAGACCUGCUCGUCAACCAGAACUGUCAUGUCUGGAGCAUGACGUUCUCGCCGCAUGGGAGACAUCUUGUACUACCGAUCUCAAACUGGUACGAGGGUGGAUCUGCCUUUGGUGGCGAGGUGCAACUUUGGGAUACGGCUAGUGGCAUUCUGACGCAAAGCCUGAGGUGCGACAGCCUCCCCACGGCCGUGGCCUUCUCACCGGACGGUCAGAUACUGGCAUCGGCGACCUCGCGAGAGCUCCUAUUGUGGGACAGUACAAGCGGGGCUCGUGCCAUCAGGAUACCGUUCGACGAGAACCAUCUUCGUUGCCACUGUGUCGCUUUCUCGGCAGACGGGAACUUUGUGGCAGUGACGGCGUUUCGAUAUCUGAGCGACGACUUGCAAGCGCCACCAGAAUCGUUUGUGGGCGUCUGGAGCGUCGGGAGUGGAGGUCUCGUCCGGCGCCGGUAUAGCAGCGCUGACGCCAAAGUGUUUACGGUCGCUGCCUUGCCGAAUGGCAGCCUCAUCGCGGCGUCCUGGGCUCAGGGCAGACGCUUUGGAGAGAAUAGCCAUUCAUUGCGACUGUGGAACGUCAUCACGGGCGUCGAGGUCCAGACCAUGAAUGCGGCCGAGCGGCCAGGAUACGUCACCAUCUCUUCGGACGGCAGGUUGAUCGCGACAUCGGCCUACGGCGAGAGCACAAUCACGGUCUGGUACGUAGGGAGUGGUACCCUUCUGAGCACCUGGAGGGUCCCAAGCCCAAGAGAGCGUUGGUUUCCAAUAGCGUUCUCGUCAGAUGGUACGUUAUUGGCAUCUGGUGCUUCCACGGUUGUGGCUGUGUGGGAUGUUUCCACCGGACGCCAGGUUCACCGGCUGGAAAACAAUACAGAUUGGAUCCGCUGCCUGGCUUUCUCCCCAGACGGGGCGUUUGUGUCGUCAGCUUCAGCGGACGGUACCAUCAGGCUCUGGGAUCUACAGUCGACAGCACCUGCUGAUCACAGUCUGGACGACGGCGCCAUAUCUGCCGUUGCCACACGGGGGAAUAUGUUGCCUAACGUGCGCAUUUCAACACCCAAGCCGGGCAAGGGCAAACUCUGGACGAAGCUGCUUGGACGCUCUGAAAGACCGCGAAGAAUUUCGCAGCAACUGUUCUAA